AGAAGAUGAAGAAGAAGAUAAAGUUCAUAAUAAUAAACAGAGAACCGCCAUGAAGCCAUUAGCAAUGGCUUCCAUUAAGCCACUCUGCCAUCUCUCUUCACCAUUAAUGAAGCAUACAGCUCCGAUUCCCUGUAAACUCGCUCUAGAUUCCAUAGUUUCGUUUCCUUCCGCAUCAAAUUCAACGAUUCACCAUUCCCGAGGACAAGUUUCCGUCUCUAUCGCAUUCAAUCCGUCUGGAAAUUACGAUCUCUCUAUCCACGAUGAUGACAAUGUAGAUUUAUCUCAGGCUCCACCGCCAUUAAUGCCUCCAACAGAAGGGAGAUUUGAAGUGAAAAUAGAUAACGAUUGUAUUAGUCGGUUAGAUCUAACUCCAUUUCAAUCUGUAACUGGAAUUACUUCCCCUGUCUCAGCUGAGCCAGGGGAGUAUUUGGAGAAGACAAUAGGUUUCAGAAUAAAGUAUAUAAGAGAAGAUUCAUAUGAUGAAAGAGAGUUAUCUGAAUUUCCAGAUAUAAGAUUAUGGUUUGUGAGGCUUGAUGCAGAAUAUCCAUGGCUGCCAGUUUUGUUAGAUUGGAGGGGAGGUGAACUUGCUCGUUAUGCCGCCAUGUUGGUUCCUCAUCAGAUGAGUAUGAGAAUGGGAGUCGUGUUUAAUCCCGAGGCUUUGGAGUUGUUCAUAAUGAAGAAGGUAUUCAUAGUUUAUUCAUGGUUAAAGGAACAUGGUGUUUCGAAAGCUAGGGUGAAGACUAGUGAUAUGGCUAGGAUGCUUGGUUUUGGGAUUGGGGAUGAAUUGUUUGAUCUUAUUGAUGGAAUUCCUCUUCCUCCUCCGGUGGAUAUGGAAAUUUGAUAGUUAGGUUUUACUUAAAGACCACAUUUGAGUAGGGUUUGAACUUUGAGAGAUUUAUGUCUCAUGUUUGAAUUUGACUGAAAUGUGGUUAAUAAAAAAAAUCAUUUCUUAUUCCCGCCCGGAAGAUUUUAUUUUAGUUUUGUUCGAUUUUAAAUAAUAUUUGUGGUGA
This is a messenger RNA of Impatiens glandulifera, 1010 nucleotides long. RefSeq names its product protein CHLORORESPIRATORY REDUCTION 6, chloroplastic. The coding region runs from base 50 to 841 and encodes 263 amino acids. The record is from RefSeq and is a predicted model, not a curated record. NCBI's taxonomy places the organism in Eukaryota, Viridiplantae, Streptophyta, Magnoliopsida, Ericales, Balsaminaceae. The transcript is spliced from 4 exons. Gene Ontology annotation, biological process: NAD(P)H dehydrogenase complex assembly. Gene Ontology annotation, cellular component: chloroplast.